AUGAAAAAAAAUGACCAGAAGAAUACCAUGUUAGGAAGAGAAACGCCUAGCUACAAACAAGCCUUGCAAUCAGCAGGUAAUUCCUCGAGUAGUGGAUCAAGUAAUUCUACCAGCAGUGGAGGCACCUCUGGUUCUUCAACAACAUUUCAUUCUUCCGGUGUCAAUAGACCAAACUCACAACAAACAACUCACACCAACAAUCAACAACAACAACAGCACCAUCAUCAUCAUCAUAACAGAAAUGUACAUCACAAAUCGAAACCAACAACCGCUUCGAGCUCAACUUCUAUUGUUGGUUCUAAUCAAACCGAUGUAUCAACCACCAAUACUCCAUCAGCCCCUUUACUAACAUUGGAUAAUACCGAUGUUGGCAAUCAUGUGGUUUUAAGAUUACAUCCAGGCCAAAAUAUUUUGGAAGGAGAGGUAUUUGCUUUUGAUCCUGAUUUGGGUUUUCUUGCUCUAUUCAUCAAUGAAGGAAAACAUGCUUCAUCAACACGAAAGAACUUUAGAAUUAUUAGAGUAGGCUCCAUUGUUGAAGUUGUAUCAAACACAAAGGCCACUCAUAUUAGUCAAUCAGGAUCAGUGUCGGAAAAGUUUUUGGAUACAGUUCCAUUCGCGGAUACAUCUAUUCCAUUGCCAGAGGUGGAUAGUGAGGAAAUCAUGAGACGAGAGGAAAUGGCCAUCCAUGAGAGAAGAGAAAGAUUAGGUUCUAAUGUGUCAUCAGAGGCUCAAGCUAUAUUCGAUAAUCUGUCAAAGACUUUACCUUGUAAAUGGAGAGGAAAGGAUAUUCUAGUCAUGGACAGUGUUAUUGUUCCACCCUAUGGACUUGAUAACGUUUCUGGCCCAGCAGCAGAACGAAAACGUGUACAAAAUUUCUUGCAAAAAGCAUUGGAAAAGAUUAAGUCAAAUAAAUAA
This is a messenger RNA of Naegleria fowleri, 915 nucleotides long. RefSeq lists its product as uncharacterized. Lineage: Eukaryota; Heterolobosea; Eutetramitea; Acrasida; Naegleriidae. Bases 1 to 915 code for a protein of 304 amino acids. The transcript is spliced from 2 exons. The record is from RefSeq and is a predicted model, not a curated record.